Molecule: messenger RNA, 1443 nt
Organism: Seminavis robusta
Lineage: Eukaryota; Bacillariophyta; Bacillariophyceae; Naviculales; Naviculaceae
Source: the annotation of a GenBank genome assembly
UUGUUGAACCACGACUCAGAAGAUCGCACUGCUGUCACCAUCAUCUCUUCAACAGGCUCCUUGCACAAAUCCAUCAUUUGACAGAACCAAAGCAGAAUCGACUCAGCUACUCUGCAUCACACGCAAAUAGUUUGACGCGUUAAAGAAGCCUAGCUAGAGUAUUGGAUUAUCCGCUCGGUGGCUCAUCAUGUGGUCUCCUUUCGCUAGAGUGACAGUCGUUGCUGUGCUGGCUCUUUCCUCCUCUGUGACAAAUGGAUUCUCCCUCCAAAGGUCCUCGUCAGCGUCAUCUUGUACCCUGCUUCGUGCUGCUUCCAGCGCGUCAUCGACACGGUUUUGUCGGGCCAAAGAGUUGAUCAAGGAACUUGUGGAAGAUUCAAAAUGUUUUUCUUCCGAAUCUGGGGCCAAGGCAUUUGGCGAAGCGUGCGCAACCGAUAUAGUUUAUGAGGAUUGCUAUGAACCCCAACCCAUAGUGGGGCAGUUGGAUGUAACCAACCACAUGCUGGACAAGGUAGCGCAACGCCAGGGCCGAGGCGAUGUACGGUUGGACAAGAUUAGUGAUGGAGAUAUGGCUUGUGGCUUUGCUUGGACAUGGAUCAGUGGAAAUGAAGAAGGGCUGCGAGGUACCACAUUCAUUCAAUUGAACGAUGCCGGAAAAAUUCAGUAUGUGCGAGAAAUUCCAGAGCCACUCUACAAACCGGGAAAUUUGACACUCGAAUUGCUGCGAGCAGUCACGGCAGAUGCAGAACCAAAACCACCCAAAGAAUACGAACAACAAACACCGACAGUUGCCAAUGAAGUGGCCAAGUACCUAUUCUUGGAAGUCCAAGGAUCCAGUGUUGACGAAUCCAUGCGCAUGUUCGACGACAAAAUCAAGUACCGUGAUUUUAACUACGAAGAAAUACUGAGCGGGCUCGAGGAAGUUCGAGGUUUUAUUGCAGAUUUCAGCUUUCCAGGCAUUGAAUUCAGGCCCGAGCGCUUCGAUGAUGGCGUGGAUAGCACUUGUUUUACCUGGGAAGUGGUUUUGGAAGGGGCACCAGAUACCAUAAAGGGAAUUUCCUUCUAUGAACUGAGCCCCGAAUCUAGAAAGAUUGUCUACGUUCGAGAUGUCCCAGAAAGCGCAAUAAAGCCGCCAAUUCUGGGCAAAUUGGCCAGGCAAAGCCGUCCAGGUCUUGGCGUUUUUCAAGGUGUCCCGAAGGGAAGCAGGCCGGGUGGAAUGUGAAACAAUCCAUGGAAUAGAGCGUCGAGUUGGAUUCUUGCUGGAUCGACGAAGAGCUCGUUAUUGACAAUGCAGAGGUGGCUGCAAUGACUGCAGCCUACAUAUAAUAGUGUCUUAAAAACACGGGAGCUAGAUUGUGCUUUAACGUUGGAUGGACCCACCCAGUGCCUCCAACCAACCAAAUCUGCAGUAGGUGGAAUGAUUUUUAUUAGAACUACGUUUCAUUU